UUUGCCAAGUUGUCAAAAAAUGUCAGCCAACAAGGAAAAUAACCUUGUUCAGGCAUAUAUCGAAUUAAAUAAAUUUUGCCAAAGCGGUGACUAUGAAAGAGCGUUAAAAGCAACUGGCAAAGUUCUGCAAAUCGCACCCAAUGAGCAAAAGGCGUUCCACUGCAAAGUGGUCUGCUUCAUCCAACUGCACAACUUCAAGGAAGCACUUGCCAUCUUGUGUAACCCUAAAAAUGCAGCGCUGGCGGCAGACUUGCAUUUCGAAAAGGCGUACACCCAGUACCGUCUUAACUGUCCUAAUGAUGCAUUGCAAACAGUUGACAAUGCACCCGAAAUGACCCCAGCUUUAAAAGAACUAAGGGCUCAAAUUUUAUACCGUCUAGAGCAGUAUCAAGACUGCUACAAUCUGUACCGAGAAAUUGUGAAGAACACAACAGAUGAAUAUGAAGACGAGAGACAGGCCAACAUGGCCUCUGUUGUCGCCAACCUAGCAGCAUUGAAUCCAUCUGCAGACCUCCCUCAAUUUGAAGAGAGCACGUACGAACUCUCCUACAACGUUGGCAGUACGCUGGCCAUGCGUGGGAAGUACAAUGAGGCGUUACCAGUGUUGAAGAGAGCUGAGCAAGCGUGUUCCGAGAGUGUGAUCGAUGAUGGUGGCACCGAGGAGGAAGCUAAAGAAGAGGCUGCUAUUAUUCGAGUUCAACAAGCGUAUUGCUUACAACAAAUGGGCAAGGAGAAGGAAGCGGCCUCCAUUUACCAGAACGUUUUGAAGGACAAGCCCUCCGAUCAGGCUUUAGUUGCUAUUGCAAGCAAUAAUCUUGUAGUCAUCAAUAGGGACACCAACGUAUUUGACUCCCGCAAACGCAUGAAGGCGGCCACUCAGGACGGACUCGAGCACAAACUGAACUCGCGCCAGCGCGCCGCCAUCGCUUACAACCAGGCCAUCCUCGCUAUAUACUCCAACCAACCGGAUUUCUGCAAACAAUGCUGCGUGAAACUCGUGAGGGAAUUCGGCCAAGAGCGAAGAGCCGCUUUAGUGGAGGCGUCAUCUUUGGCCAAGGAGGGAAAGAGACAGCAAGCCGUCGCAUUGUUGCUCAAACAUGGCGACACGUUAAUUUUCGCAGCAGUUCAAGUUUUGUUGGCACAGGGUGACAGAAAAGCCGCAGUGAAAUUACUAGAAGAGAGUGAAUAUAAAUAUCGUGCUGGCGUUAUCGGAGUACUUUGUACUUUGCUCUGUGCUGACGGUGAAACGGAACGUGCAUCCAAUAUGAUGAAAGAUGUCUACAAUUAUUAUAAGGAUGAUAAGCGUUUCGCGUCUCUCCGCGACGUGUGGCGAGCGGCCGCCGAAAUCCAUCGGCGCGCCGGAGAUCCCUCCGCCACCGCCGCCGCGCACGAAGCCCUGGCUAGAGCAGCGCCAGACGACACCAGGAGCCUGGCCAGGCUGGUGAAGGCGUUGGCCAACGUGGACCCCGCCAAGGCCAAACAGCUGGCCAAGAAACUGCCCAGAUUGGAUCAGCUGGAAACCAAAAUAGACAUCGACGCUCUGGAAUCGUCCAAGUGGAUGAUGGGAGCCAAAGUGGUGAAGAAGACUGUCAGCAAGCAGGAACAAUCGCCUGGAACACCCGGGUCGGAACUUGGUCAAACCAAGAAAGCGAAGCGCAAACGGAAGACGAAAUUACCUCCCAAUGCCGACUUAUCCAGACCUCCGGAUCCAGAAAGGUGGUUGCCGAAAUACGAACGCACAGCGUACCGCAAGCGACGCGGCGUGCGGCGUGACGUCAUCAAGGGCAGCCAGGGCAUGACUUCCACGGCCACUGACCAAUAUGACAUGAGCAAGCAGCCAUUGGCUAGUACUACAGCGGCCGCGGCCAAGAGUCCUCGCGUACAAGAGACGAAGGACAGCGCGUGGCAACGCAAACAACAGCAGAAAAAGAAGGGGAAGGGCCGCAAGUGGUAGGCAGUAGACGGGUUUAAGAAUAAAAGUUUUAUAAUCUAUUA
Messenger RNA from Amyelois transitella, 1995 nucleotides. RefSeq names its product signal recognition particle subunit SRP72 (gene Srp72). The record is from RefSeq and is a predicted model, not a curated record. Bases 20 to 1954 code for a protein of 644 amino acids. Gene Ontology annotation, biological process: SRP-dependent cotranslational protein targeting to membrane. The transcript is spliced from 13 exons. Lineage: Eukaryota; Metazoa; Arthropoda; Insecta; Lepidoptera; Pyralidae. Gene Ontology annotation, cellular component: signal recognition particle, endoplasmic reticulum targeting. Gene Ontology annotation, molecular function: 7S RNA binding; protein binding; ribosome binding.